CCUCCACGGGUUUCUCCGGUAGCGCCAAAUGCCGAGGAAAAAGAUGCCAUAUUCCGACCCGACGUCCGGCAGAGAUUUGCUUGGAAGCAGAUCUCUCUGUUUUAUUUUCAUUUGCGCCUUCGGACUGGUCACACUGCUGCAACAAAUUCUCUAUGGGAAAAAUUACAUUAGAAGUGGGCAACAGUUUUCCCGCCUCAAAGGAGAGGAGGUGGGAAAUUGGAGCGGCCCCAUUAAUUACUCCGAUGUCGGAUCACUGAAGCCGGCCAGAAAUGGAAGAAAAAGAUGUGUCCGUCAGAAUUUUCAGACCUCAGACUCUCAGAGCUCCGUAGUUAUCACACCCUGCCUAGCUGAUAUUAAGAAGAAAAAAAAAACGAUGAAAAGGUAUUUGGACACCUCAGAUGGGGCCUUGGAGUUUAACUCCACGGCCUGUCGGGAACUUCGACAGGAAAUCAUAGAUGUCAAAGUGCUGACCAUGGUAAAGACUUCAGAGUUGUUUGAGAGAUGGAGGAACCUGCAGGCGUGUAAGUGGGAACAGAACAAGGUGGAGUCGAGCAACUUUAAGAUGUCUUUGUCCCGGUGCUGUAACGCCCCCUCCUUCCUUUUCACCACGAAGAGGAACACGCCAUCUGGGACAAAGCUCCGUUAUGAAGUCGACACCAGCGGAAUACUACACAUCAGCCCAGAGACCUACAAAAUGUUCCCAGAUGAUAUGCCAUAUUCUAAGUCUCAGUUUAAAAAAUGCGCAGUGAUUGGAAAUGGAGGGAUUAUCAAGAACAGUAAAUGUGGGAAAGAGAUUGACGCUUCAGAUUUUGUCUUCAGGUGCAACAUUCCUCCCAUCUCAGAAAAAUACUCUGAGGAUGUGGGAACCAAAACUGACCUCGUGACCAUCAACCCCAGUAUAAUUACAGAGAGGUUCCAGAAGUUGGAGAAAUGGCGAAAACCAUUCUAUGAUGUUCUGCAGAAUUAUGAGAACGCCUCACUGGUCCUGCCUGCAUUCUACAACACGCGAAACACGGAUGUGUCUUUCCGUGUCAAGUACAUGCUGGAUGAUUUUGAGUCUUCGCGAGGCGUAUUUUUCUUUCACCCUCAGUACCUGCUGAAUGUUCAGCGGUUCUGGACAGUCCAGGGCGUUCGAGCCAAACGCCUCAGUAGUGGACUCAUGCUUGUUACCGCGGCGAUGGAGCUUUGUGAGGAAGUUCACCUUUACGGUUUCUGGGCGUUUCCAAUGAACCCUGCUGGAAUCUUUAUCACACACCAUUACUAUGACAAUGUUAAGCCCCGCCCUGGAUUCCACGCCAUGCCACACGAGAUCUUCAAUUUCUUGCAUAUGCAUGCCCGCGGGAUCCUGCAUGUCCACACGGAUAAGUGCAGGUGA
Molecule: messenger RNA, 1375 nt
Organism: Chanos chanos (milkfish)
Lineage: Eukaryota; Metazoa; Chordata; Actinopteri; Gonorynchiformes; Chanidae
Gene: st8sia5
Product: ST8 alpha-N-acetyl-neuraminide alpha-2,8-sialyltransferase 5
Exons: 10
Coding region: 29-1375 (448 amino acids)
Biological process (GO): oligosaccharide metabolic process; N-glycan processing
Molecular function (GO): alpha-N-acetylneuraminate alpha-2,8-sialyltransferase activity
Source: RefSeq, a predicted model, not a curated record